This is a messenger RNA of Sapajus apella (tufted capuchin), 9762 nucleotides long. It is a transcript of the gene IGSF10, whose product is annotated as immunoglobulin superfamily member 10. The record is from RefSeq and is a predicted model, not a curated record. Gene Ontology annotation, molecular function: protein binding. The transcript has 8 exons. The coding region runs from base 932 to 8791 and encodes 2619 amino acids. NCBI's taxonomy places the organism in Eukaryota, Metazoa, Chordata, Mammalia, Primates, Cebidae.
AUACAGAAAUAGAAAAUAAAAUAGUGGUUAUAGGGGUUGGAGAAAGAAAAUGGAGAAAUGUAGGUCAAAGAAUACAAAGGAACAGACCUGUGGCUGAACCAGUGUCUAGAUCUAAUGUGCAAGAGUACUAUAGUUAAUACAAUUUCAUGGUGUUUGGAAUUCCUGCUAAAAGAGUAGAUUUUAGCUGCUCUUGUCACAAAAACAAAAAUUAGGUAACUAUGUAAGAUGAUGGACAUGUUGUUACUGUAGUAACCAUUUUACUAUCUAUAGCCUGCAACAUCAUGUUGUAUAACUUAAAUAUACACAAUAUAAUUUAUUUAUUUUAAAAAGAGAGGUUUAAACAGAACAUUCACACUGCAGGUAGUAUCACAGGUCAUUAACGCUAACUCAGCCUUCACAUAGAACUUUGGGAGUCACAGGACCAAGGACAGCCCGUGGCGAUUUAUGCAAACCCUUAAACCAAAAGGCCCACCUGUCAACAGGUAGAAGAGGUCAAGGGGGAAAUGAGCAGCGGCCACUGAAAUGGUCCAGGCCACCCAGCCAGGACCUGCCAACUUGUUAGGAGAAAGCCCUGAGAAUUUAAAACAAGGAGGAAGCAAGAGUGAAGGCGAAGGCAAAUUAGCUUCCCACAUGCUCUUAAACAGAAAGAGGGGUCGGGUGCUCGUUUUUCAUCCUGUGCGCUGAGCGCUGGCCGCGUUACCACACACAGAAGUCGGGCUCACCCCCGCCCUCGCCCCGCCUUCCUUCCCUCCUCCCAGGGCUCUGGACCAGCUCCGCAGGACCCCAGCGGCAGAGCCCGCGACCCCGCCGGGCAGCUCCAGCCCACUGGUCACCAGGGCAAAGAGGUUUGGACACAACUUUCCAUUUCCUGGGAAGAUUUUCUCUCUGCCUGUGUCACAAGAGGAUUCAGGACCUGAAAGAAGAGCUCAGGAUGAAGGUAAAAGGCAGAGGAAUCACCUGCUUGCUGGUCUCCUUUGCUGUGAUCUACCUGGUCGCCAUCCCAGGGGGCAGGGCCUGUCCUCGCCGCUGUGCCUGUUAUAUACCUGUGGAAGUACACUGCACAUUUCGGUACCUGACCUCCAUCCCAGAUAGCAUCCCGCCCAAUGUGGAACGCAUCAAUUUAGGAUAUAACAGCUUGGUUAGAUUGACGGAAACAGAUUUUUCUGGCCUGACCAAAUUGGAGUUACUCAUGCUUCACAGCAAUGGCAUUCACACAAUCCCUGACAAGACCUUCUCAGAUUUGCAGGCCUUGCAGGUCUUAAAAAUGAGCUAUAACAAAGUCCGAAAACUUCAGAAAGAUACUUUUUAUGGCCUCAGGAGCUUGACGCGAUUGCACAUGGACCACAACAAUAUUGAGUUUAUAAACCCUGAGGUUUUUUAUGGUCUCAGCUUUCUCCGCCUGGUGCACUUGGAAGGAAAUCGGCUUACUAAGCUCCAUCCAGAUACGUUUGUCUCUUUGAGCUAUCUCCAGAUAUUUAAAAUCUCUUUCAUUAAGUACCUAUACUUGUCGGAUAACUUCCUGACCUCCCUUCCUCAAGAGAUGGUCUCCUAUAUGCCUGACCUAGAAAGCCUCUACCUGCAUGGGAACCCAUGGACCUGUGAUUGCCAUUUAAAGUGGUUGUCUGACUGGAUACAGGAGAAGCCAGAUGUAAUAAAAUGCAAAAAAGAGAGAAGUCCCUCUAGUCCUCAGCAAUGUCCACUUUGCAUGAACCCUAGAACUUCUAAAGGCAAGCCCUUAGCUAUGAUCUCAGCUGCAGCUUUCCAGUGUGCCAAGCCAACCAUUGACUCAUCCCUGAAAUCAAAGAGCCUGACUAUUCUGGAAGACAGUGGUUCUGCUUUCAUCUCUCCCCAAGGUUUCAUGGCACCCUUUGGCUCCCUCACCAUGAAUAUGACAGACCAGUCUGGAAAUGAAGCUAACAUGGUCUGCAGUAUUCAAAAGCCCUCAAGGACAUCACCCAUUGCAUUCACUGAAGAAAAUGACUAUAUAAUGCUAAAUACUUCAUUUUCAACAUUUUUGGUGUGCAACAUAGAUUACGGUCACAUUCAGCCAGUGUGGCAAGUUCUGGCUUUGUACAGUGAUUGUCCUCUGAUACUAGAAAAGAGCCACUUGCUUAGCGAAACACCACAGCUCUGUUACAAAUAUAAACAAGUGGCUCCUAAGCCUGAAGACAUCUUUACCAACAUAGAGGCAGAUCUCAGAGCAGAUCCCUCUUGGUUAAUGCAAGACCAAAUUUCCUUGCAGCUGAACAGAACUGCCACCACACUCAGUACGUUACAGAUCCAGUACUCAGGUGAUAUCCAAAUCACUUUACCAAGAGCAGAGAUGAGGCCAGUGAAACACAAAUGGACUAUGAUUUCAAGGGACAACAAUACUAAGCUGGAACAUACUGUUUUGGUAGGUGGAACCAUUGGCCUCAACUGCCCAGGCCAAGGAGACCCCACCCCACACUUGGAGUGGCUUCUAGCUGAUGGAAGUAAAGUGAGAGCCCCUUAUGUCAGUGAGGAUGGACGGAUCCUAAUAGACAAAAGUGGAAAACUGGAACUCCAGAUGGCUGAUAGUUUUGACACGGGCGUAUAUCACUGCAUAAGCACCAAUUAUGAUGAUGCAGAUAUUCUCACCUAUAGGAUAACCGUGGUAGAACCUUCAGUAGAAGCCUAUCAGGAAAAUGGGAUUCAUCACACAGUUUUCACUGGUGAAACACUUGAUCUUCCAUGCCAUUCUACUGGUAUCCCAGAUGCCUCUAUCAGCUGGGUUCUUCCAGGAAACAAUGUGCUCUAUCAGUCAUCAAGAGACAAGAAAGUUCUUAACAAUGGCACAUUAAGAAUAUUACAGGUCACCCCAAAAGACCAAGGUUAUUAUCACUGUGUGGCAGCCAACCCAUCAGGAGUUGAUUUUUUGAUUUUCCAAGUUUCAGUCAAGAUGAAAGGACAAAGGCCAUUGGAGCAUGAUGGAGAAACAGAGGGAUCUGGACUUGAUGAGUCCAAUCCUAUUGCCCCUCUUAAGGAGCCGCCAGGUGCACAACUCCCUACAUCUGCUCCAAUGGGGGCUGAGGUUGGAAAACAAGCCUCAAGCACAAGUAAGAGGCAAAACUAUCGGGAAUUAAUACACCAGCGACAUGGAGAUUCAACACACAGACGUUUCGGGGAGAAUAGGAGGCACUUCCCUCCGUCUGCUAGGAGAAUUGACCCACAACACUGGGCGGCACUGUUGGAGAAGGUGAAAAAGAAUGCUGUGCCAGAGAAGCGAGAAAAUCCCACAGUGAGCCCACCCCCACUGGUCACUCAACUUCCAAACAUACCUGGUGAGGAUGAUGAUUCCUCAGGCAUGCUCACUCGAGAUGAGGAAUUGAUGGUCCUGGCCACUAAAGCUUCGGACCUUGCAGUAACUACAGUGAUGGCUGACUCCAGAACAGUAUCUCGUCCUGUGACAAACAUAACUUCUGGCACAGAAUUCUCUCCUGUUGUGAGUUCACAAAUAUUACCACCCAAAGAACUCGUAGAUUUCAAACCAUCUGCUACUAUUGAAACUAUAGCCAUGUCAAAGAAUGUAAACCCAACCAUGUCAAGCCAAAUGCAAGGCACAACCAAUCAACGUCCAUCCACUGUCUUUCCACUACAUCCCAGAGAUACUGAAUUUCAAGACUCUGACCAGAUGGGAAGAGGAAGAGAGCAUUUCCAAAGCACACCCCCAAAAACAGUGAGGACUAUGAUCAAAGAUGUCGAUGCCAAAAUGCUUACUAGCACCAAUGACAAAGUAUUGUUAGAGUCAGUAAAUACCACAAAUAGUCAUCAGACAUCUGAGAGAGAAGUCAGUGAGCCCAGGCACAAUCACUUCUAUUCUCACACUACUCAAACACUUAGCACCUCCACGUUCCCUUCAGAUCUCCAUAUGGCUGCUCAUUCUCAGUUUCAGAUCCCUAGAAAUGGUACAGUUAACAUCCCACUGUUCAGACGCUUUGGGAGGCGGAGGAGAAUUGGGGGAAGGGGGCGGAUUUUCAGCCCAUAUAGAACUCCAGUUCUCCGACGGCAUAGAUACAGCAUUUUCAGGCCAACAACCAGAGGCUCUUCUGAGAAAAGCACUGCUACAUUCUCAGCCACAAUGCUCAAUGUGACAUGCCUGUCCUAUCUUCCCAGGGAGGGUCUCACCACUGCAACAGCAGCAUUGUCUUUUCCAAGUGCUGAACCCAUUACUUUCCCCAAAGUUGACAUUGCUAGAGUCGCAUCAGAAGAAUCUACAACUGUAGUCCAGAAUCCACUAUUACUAUUUGAGAACAAACCCAACGUAGAUAUUGAGAAAACAACCACAAUAAAAUAUUUCAGUACUGAAAGUUCUCAAGUGACCCCAACUGGUACAGUCAUGACUUAUGCUCCAACAUCUAUACCCAUGAAAAAAACUCACAAAAUAAAUGCUGGUUACCCAAGGGUGUCUAGCACCAAUGAAACUAAAAGAGAUUCAGUGAGUACAUCAUCACUUUCAGGUGCUAUCACUAAGCCACCAAUGACUACUAUUAUAGCCACUACAAGGUUUUCAAGAAGGACAAUUCCCUGGCAGCAGAACUUUGUUAAUAACCAUAACCCAAAAGGCAGAUUAAAGAAUCGACAUAAAUUUAGUUUACAAAACACAGCUGUGAUGCUUCCUAAAACAUCUCCCGCUUUACCCACAGAUAAAGAUUCCCCCUCCCAUUUCACCACACUUUCAGCAAGUGUGAUACAAAUUCCAUCUAUUACCUUGACUACAACUCACCAUACAACCAGCAAAACAUACAGUCCUGGAAGUCUUCCAGCAGUGAAGGAGCUUCCCUUCCCAUCCUUUAACCCCAUGCUUCCUAGUAUAAGCAAAGACUCAAGUACAAUAAACAUCAUAUCAAUGCAAACAGCAAUGCCAGCAAUUCCUCCUACUGUCCCUGCACCUGUCAUUACUUAUGAAACCCAAACAGAGAGACCCAGAGCACAAACAAUACAAAGAGAAAAGGAGCCUCUAAAGAACAGGAAUGACCCAAACAUCUCUCCAGGCCAGAGUUCUGGCUUCGCUACAUCCACUGCUAUGACACUUCCUGUUCUAAUGACAGUGGAAACUUCAGUCAAGCCCAGUGUCUCUGCAUUCAUUCAUUCCCCACCAGAAAACACAACUAGAAUUUCGAGCACAAUUGGUCGUCAUUCAAGAACUCUGACAGAUGUGAUUGAAGAGCCAGACCAAGUGAGUACUCAGACUUUGAAGAGCACAAUUGCUUCUGAGACAACUUUGUCUGGCAAAUCAUACCAGAGUACCACCACCAGGAAAGCAGUCAUUAGACACUCAACCAUGCUACCAUUCCUGAGCAGCAGUCCUAUUCUAAUGCCAAUUCCCAUCUCCCCUCCCUUUACUCAGAGAGCAGUUACUGACAACGUGGCAACUCCCAUUUCCAGGCUUAUGACAAAUACAGUGGUCAACCUGCAAGAAUCCUCAAGGCACAAUGCUAAUCCACAGCAAUUAGCAGAGGUUACAACAUCUCCCCAGGCUCACCCAAAUGCCAAGUUCACAACUGGAACCACUCACUUCAGCUACUCUAAUCUGUUACAUUCUACUCCCAUGCCAGCACUAGUAAGAGUUAAAUCACAGAAUUCUAAAUUAACUCCAUCUCCCUGGUCAGAAAACCAAUUCUGGCACAAGCCAUACUCAGAAAUUGCUGAAAAAGGGAAAAUGCCAGAAGUAAGCAUGUUGCCCACUACAGGUCUGCCAGAGUCCACCGCUCAUGCUUCAAAUAGGGAUGGACAGAAGAAUGCAAAGAAGAGUGACUUUGAUAAAAAAUCAGUUCAAGAAGUAACAACUUCCAAACUCCUUCUCUUUGACUCUUUGUCUAGGAAUAUAUUUGAAAAGCCCAGGAUAGUUGGAGGAAAAGCUGCAAGUUUUACUAUUCCAGCUAACUCAGAUGCCUUUCUUCCCUGUGAAGCUGUUGGAAAUCCCCUGCCCACCAUUCGAUGGACCAGAGUCUCAUCAGGACUUGAUUUAUCUAAAAGGAAACAGAGUAACAGGGUCCAGGUUCUCCCUAAUGGUACCCUGUCCAUCCAGAGGGUGGAAAUUCAGGACCGUGGACAGUACCUGUGCUCAGCAUCCAAUCUGUUUGGCACAGACCACCUUCAUGUCACCUUGUCUGUGGUUUCUUAUCCUCCCAGGAUCCUGGAGAGACGUACCAAAGAGAUCACAGUUCAUUCUGGAAGCACUGUGGAACUGAAGUGCAGAGCAGAAGGUAGGCCAAGCCCUACAAUUACCUGGAUUCUUGCAAACCAAACAGUUGUCUUGGAAUCAUCCCAGGGAAGCAGGCAGGCCCUGGUGACGGUUGACGGAACAUUGGUCAUCCACAAUCUCAGUAUUUAUGACCGUGGCUUUUACAAAUGUGUGGCCAGCAACCCAGCUGGCCAGGAUUCACUGCUGGUUAAAAUACAAGUCAUUGCAGCACCACCUGUUAUUCUAGAGCAAAAGAGGCAAGUCAUUGUAGGCACUUGGGGUGAAAGUUUAAAACUGCCCUGUACUGCAAAAGGAACUCCUCAGCCCAGCAUUUACUGGGUCCUCUCUGAUGGCACUGAAGUGAAACCAUUACACUUUACCAAUUCCAAGUUGUUCUUAUUUUCAAAUGGGACUUUGUAUAUAAGAAACCUAACUUCUUCAGACAGGGGCACUUAUGAAUGCAUCGCUACCAGUUCCACGGGUUCGGAGCGAAGAGUAGUAAUGCUUACAAUGGAAGCGCGAGUGACCAGCCCCAGGAUAGAAGUUGCAUCCCAGAAAAGGACUGAAGUGAAUUUGGGGGACAAAUUACUACUGAACUGCUCAGCCACUGGGGAGCCCAAACCUCAAAUAAUGUGGAGGUUACCAUCCAAGGCUGUGGUCGACCAGCAGCACAGAAUGGGCAGCCGGAUCCAUGUCUAUCCAAAUGGAUCCCUGUUUAUUGGAUUGGUAACAGAAAAAGACAGUGGUGUCUACUUGUGUGUGGCAAGAAACAAAAUGGGGGAUGAUCUGAUACUGAUGCAUGUCAGCCUAAGACUGAAACCUGCCAAAAUUGACCACAAGCAGUAUUUUAGAAAGCAAGUGCUCCAUGGGAAAGAUUUCCAAGUAGACUGCAAAGCUUCUGGCUCCCCGAAGCCAGAGAUAUCUUGGAGUUUGCCCGACGGAACCAUGAUCAACAAUGCAAUGCAAGCCGAUGACAGUGGCCACAGGACCAGAAAGUAUAUCCUUUUUAACAAUGGAACCUUAUACUUCAACAAAGUUGGGGUAGCAGAGGAAGGAGAUUAUACUUGCUAUGCCCAGAACACCCUAGGGAAGGAUGAAAUGAAGGUCCACUUAACAGUUAUAACGGCUGCUCCCCGGAUAAGGCAGCAUUAUAAAACCAACAAGAGAAUCAAAGUUGGAGACGCAGCUGUCCUUGACUGUGAGGUCAUUGGGGAUCCCAAACCAAAAAUAUUUUGGUUGCUGCCUUCCAACGACAUGAUUUCCUUCUCCACCGACAGGUACACGUUUCAUGCCAAUGGGUCUCUGAUCAUCAACAAAGUGAAACUGCUUGAUUCUGGAGAGUACGUAUGUGUAGCCCAAAAUCCUAGUGGGGAUGACACCAAAAUGUACAAACUGGACAUUGUCUCUAAACCUCCAUUAAUCAAUGGUCUGUAUAUAAACAGAACUGUUAUUAAAGCCACGGCUGUGAGACAUUCCAAAAAACACUUUCACUGCAGAGCUGACGGGACACCACCUCCUGAAGUCAUGUGGAUCAUGCCAGACAAUAUUUUCCUCACAGCCCCAUACUAUGGAAGCAGAAUCACAGUCCAUAAAAAUGGAACCUUGGAAAUUAGGAAUGUGAGGCUUUCAGAUUCAGCCGAUUUUAUCUGUGUGGCUCGAAAUGAAGGAGGAGAGAGCGUGUUGGUAGUACAGUUAGAAGUACUGGAAAUGCUGAGAAGACCGACAUUCAGAAAUCCAUUUAAUGAAAAAACAGUUGCCCAGCUGGCAAAGUCCACAGUAUUGAAUUGCUCUGUUGAUGGUAACCCACCACCUGAGAUAAUCUGGAUUUUACCAAACGGCACACGAUUUUCCAAUGGUCCACAAAGUUAUCAUCAGUAUCUUAUAGCAAGCAAUGGUUCUUUUAUCAUUUAUAAGACAACCCGGGAGGAUGCAGGAAAAUAUCGCUGUGCAGCUAGGAAUAAAGUUGGCUAUAUUGAGAAAUUAAUCAUAUUAGAAAUUGGCCAGAAGCCAGUUAUUCUUACAUAUGCACCAGGGACAGUAAAAGGCCUCAGUGGAGAGUCUCUAUCACUGCAUUGUGUGUCUGAUGGAAUUCCUAAGCCAAACAUCAAAUGGACUAUGCCAAGUGGUUAUGUAGUAGACAGGCCUCAAAUUACUGGGAAAUACAUAUUGCACGACAAUGGUACCUUAGUCAUCAAAGAAGCAACAGCUUAUGACCAGGGAAACUAUAUCUGUAAGGCUCAAAAUAGUGUUGGUCAUACACUGAUUACAGUUCCAGUAAUGAUGGUAGCCUACCCUCCCCGAAUUACAAAUCGUCCACCCAGGAGCAUCGUCGCCAGGACAGGGACAGCCUUUCAGCUCCACUGUGUGGCCCUGGGAGUUCCCAAGCCAGAAAUCACGUGGGAGAUCCCUGGCCACUCCCUUGUCUCAACGGCAAGUAAAGGGAGGACACGUGGAAGUGAGCAGCUUCACUUACAAGGUACACUAGUCAUUCAGAAUCCGCAAACCUCCGAUUCUGGUAUAUACAAAUGCACAGCAAAGAAUCCACUUGGUAGUGAUUAUGCAGCAACGUAUAUUGAAGUAAUCUGACAUGAAAUUAAAGUCAACAUCUGGGCAGAAUUUAUUUUUUGGAAGAAGUUUAAUCAAAGGCAGCCAUAGGCAUGUAAAUGAAUUUGAAUACAUUUACAGUAUUAAAUUUACAAUGAACAUGCAAAAUAAAAGGACUUGUAAAUAAAUGCAUUAUGAACUGAUACUGAUUUCUUUAAUGGAUCUCAAAACAAACUUGUAACUUAAGGCACUUUUAUUUUGCCAACAAAUAACAUUAAAACGGUCCACUAUAACAAAUGGCUAAUGUACCUGAAUUUUUCAGUAAAAAAUGAACUUUUACUACCAGUUGCCUAGUGUCCACCUUCUGUCAGUGUUUCAAGCAUGGCACUCAGAACAGAGACAAUGGAAAAUAUUAAAUCUGCAAUCUUUAUGUAAAGUUACCAUCCUGAUCUAUAAAUAUUUUAUGGUUUAUAAACUUUUUUUUGCUAAAACCUACAGAAAAUAAGCACUGAACUGUCUUGAUUAUGAUUCACCAUUUGUUCACACUGAAAAUUUUCAUUGAUGGGGAAUACAAAAAUGUUUUAAUAACUGCAUUUAAAAAUAAAUGCAGGCUAACUUCCACAUGUAAAAAGCAAUGUAAUAACCUGCACAUCGUAAAAUGUGAAAAGGGGAUUGAUUACUUUUGUCCAAAUACACCCAUUAAAAAGGUUUUAAAAAUACAAUGAAACUUCUUUAUAACUUUAAAAUCUAGCUUAGGCACCCCUGGUUUGGAGCUGUUUAUAAAGAAAUUUUUCUGAGGAGGAAUCAUUGCUCUAUAAGCAUUUCAUUAAUAAUUAUGGGAUGGGAAAAAGCUUGGGAGGGUCUAGAUCUAUUAUAUAUAAUGAAGUUUCACUGUAUUUAAAAUCUGAUCAUUCCUACACAAAAUGUUGCUUUUUGUAAUUCACUGAAUUUAUAUUACAUGCUUAAUUCAACCUGAAUUAAUUUGGGGAAUAUAUGAUUCAUCUUAUCUAAAU